GGGGCGGCCAUGUCCGGGCUGGCGCGGGCCGUGCGGCGGGUGGCUCCGGUCGGGCUGGCGGCGGCCCGGCACGGGGAGAGCGGCGGCGGGCGGCGCUGGGGCUGGGGGCUGGCGCUGGGACUGGCGCUGGGCGUGAAGGCGGCGGCGGACGGCGGGCCGGAGGAGGUGCCGCAGGAGGUGCCGCGUCGGGGCUUCGGAGCGGCCAUCGAGAGGAGCCGGGAUCUGCUGCGGCGGAUCAAGGAUGAAGCGGGCAUCCCGGGCAUCCUGGUCGGGGUUUCUGUGGAUGGAAGGGAGGUCUGGUCCGAAGGUUUGGGUUACGCCGACGUAGAGAAUCGUGUGAUGUGUAAGCCAGAGACCAUCAUGCGAAUCGCCAGUAUUAGCAAGUGUCUCACCAUGAUGGCUGUUGCUAAGCUGUGGGAAGAGGGGAAGCUGGACUUAGAUGCUCCAGUGCAGAAAUACGUCCCUGAAUUUCCAGAAAAAGUCUACGAGGGUGAAAAGGUCACUAUUACCACAAGAUUGCUAGUCUCACACUUGAGUGGGAUUCGUCACUAUGAAAAAGAUAUUGCAAAAGUAAAGGAAGAAAAGGAAAAGGCAAACAGAGCAGUUAAACUAACAAAAUCCGGCCAAGAUAAAGAACAGAAAGAGAAAGGUGGCGAAGGCAUUGAAAAGACUGAUUCUGUCAAGUCAAAGAAGGAACACGAAGGUGAAGUAAGAAGCCGAAAUUCAAAACCUGGCAGGAGAGACAAGGAGUUUGAACAUGAAGAGUAUUAUUUGAAGGAAAAAUUUGAGAGUGUGAUUGAAUCGCUGAAGAUAUUCAAAAAUGAUCCUCUAUUCUUCAAACCAGGUAGCCAGUUCUUGUAUUCAACAUACGGCUUUACCCUCCUAAGUGCUGUUGUGGAGAGAGUUUCAGGGCAGAAAUUUACAGAUUACAUGCUAAAAAUGUUCCGUGACUUGGAUAUGCUGUCAACUGUGCUGGAUGACAAUGAAGCAAUGAUAUAUAACAGAGCAAGGUGUUACGUUUACAACAAAAAGGGACGUCUGGUAAACGCACCGUAUGUGGACAACUCUUACAAGUGGGCUGGCGGAGGCUUCCUGUCAUCAGUGGGUGACCUUCUGAAAUUUGGAAAUGCCUUGUUGUACAGUUACCAAGCUGGACAAUUUAGAAACACUGAUGGCAAGCUUCUGCCUGGGUACCUGAAACCGGACACGGUUGCAAUGAUGUGGACCCCAGUGCCAAAAACUGAAGUAUCGUGGGACAGGGAUGGUAAAUAUGCAAUGGCUUGGGCUGUAGUAGAGAAAAAACAACAGUGUGGCUUUUGCAGGCGACAGAGACACUACGCAUCUCAUACAGGGGGUGCAGUGGGUGCGAGCAGUGUUCUCCUGAUCCUUCCUGAAGAGUUGGACUCUGGAGCUGAAGAUGCUGCAGUAGUGGCACCACCUAGAGGAGUAAUUGUUAGCAUUAUCUGUAAUAUGCAAUCUGUUUCCCUCAACAGCACUGCCUUAAAGAUUGCAAGGGAAUUUGAUAAAGAAAAACGGGCACAGUAUAUAGAUUCAAAAAAGAGAGAUGAAUAAGUGAACUUGAAAUAAGUUGAGUAAGUGAACGUGAGAAACAAAUGGAAACAAAGAUCAAACUGGGCCCUGAGAUCCCAAAGAACAGGUGAGGAAAAAGCAUCAGCAGUUCACUGAAAUUCUGCUGGUGGUGCCACACUUGAGUGUAACUGGAAUUCAUCUCUCAGGGAAGUUCCUUACAGGAAAGAAGAACAUCACAAGCAAAUCUGACUCCCUGUACUAACUGUGUAAACUCUCAUUUUAGUAGUGGGGCUUUUUUCCUCAUCCAGAUCUUUGACCAACAUUCAAAAAAUAAAAACAAAACAACAACAGCGGCCGAACAAACAGAGCGUUGCUUUCUCGUGUUGCGUACAGCAGCAGAUGGUCUGCCUUAAGUGCUGAACUUUUAAAAGACCUAAUUCAUUGAAAUCCAGAUCUGCCAAAACAGUAAAAUCAAAAUGGCUUUACUGUUGACAAAAUGAGUUUUUACAUACAGCUUUUUUUUAAAUUUGAUUAAAAAGCAAAAAAUAAAGCUACCUCCGGAAUGAAGAUUCCCAUCAAGUGCAUUUUUGUCAGAGCUGUGUACUGCUAAGAAUUGGAAAAGGAUGGGCAUAGAGUCCUGUGUGUAAAAUCAUGUUCUUUAGAUACUCAGUGCCAUUCUUUGUUAGACAUAAAACGUGACAUUGCUGUACUGUGAAAAUAAAGGUGGUAUUUCACAGCUCCAUGUACCCAAGUAGCACAGCUGAGCUGUCAGGCAACCUUACUGCUGGAUGAUACGUGUGCUAGCUCUGGGGGCAGCAGCUGUAGCCAACAGCUGGAAAUGGCACUGUAUUCUGGAAUGCAGCUUUUCCUUUUGUUCAGGAAUUAGGAACUGAAAUAACUCAGUAAAAUUUCAAGCCCAUUCUCAAAGCCAGUAGUAGAAGUCUGAUGCGCUUUGAGGUUUUGUUUGUGUGUUUGUCUUCCCCAAACCAUCCUUUUUUCUAUUUUGGACAUCUACCUCACGGCGUUACUUUUGCACAGGACUGAACAAGAAAUUCUGGCAGACUUCCAGAUAAGCAGUACCUAAUCUUCAUGUUUUCAGUAGAAAUACAGUAACAGCUGAUGAUGCUUAUUUGAUGUAUUCCAUAAUGGCAUGCGCAGUCUCUGUCAUCUCCAAGACUCCACUUCCCUGUGGUUACAUCAGACAGCAUUUCCACGUUGAGAUGAAACAAACCAUCCUGCAGAAGGAGUUCUUGUGCUUGAGACCCUGCACUGUUUAGCAGUUCUGCCUCUGAAUUUAAGGAGCAAAAUGUUUUGAGUAAUAGUUGAAAGAAGGUAGCCUUACCUUCAUCUCUCCCGAGCUAGUGUUUUUAGUAUUAACUUCAUCCUGCUACCUGCCACAUGAUGCAAUGCCAUGCUGUCAGCUCUGUUAUCAUUAUGCCUGUGAACAUUUUUGGCUAAGACUGACAAAUGAAGAAAUUUAUUAUUUUUUGGUGUCAGUGCUUUACCUGCACUGGCAGUAGGGCUGCUUUAGGACUCUUCAUAAUUAUAAAUAAUUGUUCCUGUGCCUUAAAACAGUAAAAGCUUACAAACUGUUUGCUUGGCUUUUCUGGCCCACCAAAAUUUUACUUCGUAUUCAUGAGUAAUGGGUUGUCUUGGUAUCUCAUGCAUAUGGGAUCAGUACAGAAGAGAUAAGCAAACCUUUUGGAACAAGCUCAUUUGAUGAGGCAGUAUAUUCACCUACUCUCACUGGGGUCUCUAAUGCUGUUUGACAAUUCAAGACAGGGGUACUGGAGAUGAACAUCUACAAUGGCAACAUUGCUUUUUCCAGUCUUGAGCACCUGCUAGCUGGCUAAACAUGCAGCAGCAGAAGUCAUUGCCAAUUUUCCACAGGGAACAAGAGUAGGUAAGUAGUUCUGCGUUGCUUUCAAGUUGAAGAAUACGUGAACUGAAGUUGACAAAACAAAAUGUUUUAGAUAUGGAAACCCUGAAAAGUAACACCACUGCUUUAGGAUCUGGAGCAUGUUUUCUUGUAUGAUGCAUUUAUUUUGUGAAUGGCAUUUAACAUUCUCGAAAACCAUUUUGCGUAUUUCAGAGACAAGUUUCACUAGCUGACCAUUGUGAGAGAGUUUAGAGAAAAACCGAGCAUGAGGAAGGGAUCGGUCUUGUAUUAUGCUUUUCUACAUAUGACCAAACAGUAAUCAUAGAAUAUCCUGAGUUGGAAGGGACCUGCAAGGAUCAGUGAGUCCAACUCCUGGCUCCACACAGGACUGUCCAAAAAUCAGUCCGUAUGUCUGAGAGUGUUAUCCAGUCACUUCCUGAACUCUGGCCAGUUGGGUGCCAUGACCACUGCCCUGGGCAGCCUGCUCAGUGCCUGACUGUCCUCUUGGUGAAGAACCUCCAACCUGACCCUCCCCUAUUGCAGCUACUUGCUGUUGUCUUGGGUUCUUGGGAUUGAUGAGCCACUAACUUUUUGUAUGCAAAGACCACAUAGCUUUUAUGUCCUAUAACUUAAGACUUUAAAGGUCUGCUGUCACAUGUACAGCUCUGUAAAAUGUGAAAAUGUUAGGAAGUCUACAUUUCAUCUUCCAACACAUGUAGCAAAAUGUGUCACUGACUUUCUCUGAUACGGCACUUAAUCACAAAUCUUACAUUUUUAUGUGUUGGGUAAAGGUAGGAGGAGAGCAGAAAUAGAGGAGACCAGGUGUCAGUCUGAAUUAGCACAAAUGGCCAAGUCACAGUAUUGCUGUCAUCUUUAGUGUGAAGCCACUCAUUUGACGCACUGGCAUUAAAUAUAGAAAACUGGUCAACUAAGAGCAACUUAGGUGACUGACACCUUCUUAACUUUUACUGUGCAAACAGUGUGGCACUAACAUGAACCUGUUCUGUUCUUAAAGGCAUGCAUGCUAAAUUGGUACGUCUGUUUCUGUAUCAAACACCUAAUUCUUACAUCUGGUAAUUAUCAGUGUUUGCUAUUUGAAUUAAGUGAAAUAAAACAGCUUGCAAAUGCA
Messenger RNA from Gallus gallus (chicken), 4538 nucleotides. RefSeq names its product lactamase beta (gene LACTB). Bases 10 to 1572 code for a protein of 520 amino acids. The transcript is spliced from 6 exons. The record is from RefSeq and is marked provisional. NCBI's taxonomy places the organism in Eukaryota, Metazoa, Chordata, Aves, Galliformes, Phasianidae.